Sinocyclocheilus anshuiensis is the source of this 2393-nucleotide messenger RNA. It is a transcript of the gene smim22, whose product is annotated as leucine rich repeat containing 2. The transcript has 9 exons. Gene Ontology annotation, cellular component: cytoplasm. NCBI's taxonomy places the organism in Eukaryota, Metazoa, Chordata, Actinopteri, Cypriniformes, Cyprinidae. Bases 99 to 1094 code for a protein of 331 amino acids. Gene Ontology annotation, molecular function: protein binding. The record is from RefSeq and is a predicted model, not a curated record.
AUGAUGUUUCUGAGCUCCUCCUCGGGUUUAUUUCAGAAGUGACUCUUCUCCUUUCAGUGUCUUUUUAGUUUGUCUGUUCCUCAGCAUCAGUUCCCAUCAUGAAGGCAGACCGGAUCGGCGUUGACAUUCUUGUGUACGACCUGUCACUGAUCCGACAGAUGUGGGAGGGACGCGUGAAGAAGUACAAAACGCGGCAGAAGAAGGAGGAAGAGCGGAUCAGUAAAAGUGCUCUGGCCAAGGUGAAUCAGCAGUGGCAGUAUCGCAUUGCGUGCAGAAAGCUGAAGAGUGCUGAGGUCACAGCGCUGCAGUGUUACCUGGAGAGAUCCACGCUCGGCGAACUACAACUCCUGCCCACCGAGAAUAAAGACAAUGAUGCAGACAGCAAGAAGUUCAUUUUUGAGCUGAAUGGAAAAAAAUGGAUGGUAACCACCGGAAAAAGCUUUAUCAAAGAUAAAUCCAAUGCAAACGUCUCGUCUUUCACAGGGAAACUGAUCAGCCUCAGGGAAUUACGUGUGAAUUAUAAUAAACUGUUAAGCAUUCCACCUGAACUCGGAGAAUGUGAGAAUCUGGAACGAUUAGAGAUGACGGCGAACGGAAACCUGGCCGAGCUUCCCUUUGAGCUGAGCAAUCUCAAAAAACUGAAGCACUUGGACAUGGCAGAGAAUCAGUUUGCCAGUAUUCCGGUCUGCGUGCUUCGCAUGGAAAGCCUGAAGUGUUUGGAUAUCAGCAACAACAGACUCAAAGACCUGCCGGAGGACAUCGACAGGCUCGAGGCAUUAGAGACGCUGUUCCUUCACAGAAACAAAGUGCGACACGUGCCGAUGACUGUGACGAAGCUCAUCCAUCUGAAGAUGCUGGUCAUCAGCGCAGACGAGCUGUACAGCAUCCCGUCGCAAUUAAUUGACAAUCCUAAUAUAAAAUUAAUCCGAUUAUACGACAAUCCAAUAAACACUGGGAAUGAAGACAUGAGCAUGGACUCAGAAGCUCAGGACGGGCGUGACAAGGAGUUCAUGAAGACAUACAUCGAGACCCUUCAAGACAGAGAGACUCAGCCGUCAUACACCACUAAAGUCUCCCUGAGCUGCCUGCUGUAGAAGCGCAUGAACGUCUGCUUCACGACUGUAAAUAUGACACAGAUUGAUAUCAGUGCGUUUUAAACGCUUCCACUGGAGUCUGUUUAUUAGUUUUCUCAUUCAGAGUUCAAUUAAAACUAAAACGCAGGUUACACUGGAUGCCACGUUGAGAAGCUGUUAGUAUCCAAAGGUUUCUUUUGUAGCAGCGUUUACUAUUAUUCAAGAAAAACAGCUGGCAGUUAGUAGGGUUGAAGAUCAUAUUUUCCUUUUUGACUGCAUUUAUCAUUCUUACUAGUUCUGAUCCCGAACCCACUUUUAUUUGGUUUUCUGUGAAGAUUUCCAUUGUUUAGUUUGACCAAAUGUUUCACAGCAUGACGUUGAACCUUUUUCUGUCUUGAAGUCGAUAUUUUAUAAGAGUGCCGUUUUAAUUCAUUUCAGUUAAAUAAAUUAAAUUUCCAAUUUCCUAUUUUGCCUUCAGCCAUAAAUACGACAUGCAAACACUUGCGUUUCUCUGUCGAUGGGAAACAAUAUAAAUCCAAACCUGGAAUAUGAAGUGGUUUAUUGAAACAUUGAUCAAUUAAUAUCUCAACGAACUUUUGUAACAAACAUGCUUAAUGUGCAUCGAUAAAAUCUCUUUAAUAAAGUCUUCAAGGAAUGAAUGCAUAGACAUGAAGAAUGGCACCUAGAGCCGAAACAUCAUUAAAAAACAAAGUGCAGUUCAUCGGAAAACACCUAAAGUAACUUUAGCUUCUGGAGUCAGUGUGCAUUGAUCUACAGCACCGACUGCAUAAAUAGAAUUACAUCUACACUUCUGCUUUGACAUCAUUUUCAAGUAUGCAUCAUAUUCAGGUCCCCAGAAUUGGGAACGUUUCCUCUGCUCUGUGCUGCUCAAAAGCAUUAAUUUAGUGCACGAUAAAGCAGAAAUCGUCAUGGAUUUAGGCUGUUAUUGCUGCAGUGUGUUACAUGAUAAAAUGCAAUCAAUCAGAUAAUCUGCUGCUAAUUGAGUCGUGAUGCGUAAUGAACUUCCGAGAAUUGUUUUACUCCGCUUUUAACAUGCAAAAAAUACAUUUUUUUAAAUGAAAUAAAAUUAAAUAGCACAGAAGUCAGUAAGAGGAAGCAACGAUAAAUCCGUAAAGCUGUUUCAAAAACAUUUGAUUCGGUCCUCUGGAAAUUAUUUCAGGACAUCGGCAACACAGAAACAUUAAAUGCCUUACAGGAAGAGUUCAGCCAAAACUGUAAAUGUGUUCACUCUCAGUUCAUCCUCAGAUGUAGAUGAGUUUGUUUCUUCAUCAGGUUUGUAGAAAUGUAGCAUUGCAUCAG